Molecule: messenger RNA, 3891 nt
Organism: Drosophila pseudoobscura
Lineage: Eukaryota; Metazoa; Arthropoda; Insecta; Diptera; Drosophilidae
Gene: wap
Product: DDB1 and CUL4 associated factor wap
Exons: 7
Coding region: 600-1631 (343 amino acids)
Cellular component (GO): nucleus
Molecular function (GO): protein binding
Source: RefSeq, a predicted model, not a curated record
CAUCGCUAUUAUCGGCCAUCAAACAAUCGAUAGACCUGUUCAUCUCUAGUAUAUACAUUCUGAGUGAAAAUUUAUUCUCUGGUAUCUAGUGUGAAAAUUUCGUUCUAAAAUUCGCUUGGAAUUUAUUUGCAGUUGUGCCCAAACGAUUUGUUAGUGAAAAGCAAUGUUACCGCAUCUCUGAUGCCCCUCGUGUCAGCUACCCGUCUUGGCCAGCUGCAAAUUGACCGAAUCAGCUUGUUGGACAUUCAAGCACCCAAUUCUAGCCGGAAAAAGGCUGAACUGGCAACACUGCAGUCGCCAGAGCCGCCGCCGACACAAUACUCGGGCAAAAUGAAUAAACCAAAGUGCACGUUGGCUUUUUGUUAAUUUUUCGCAAUUUUUGAUUCGUGUCGUCAUCUCGCCAUCGCCAUCGUCAUCGUCAUUGCCAUUGUCAAUUGUCGCCCACCACCCGCUCAGACCCUCCCACCAUCUUCGACAGUCUUGUGGGGGACACCUUUUGGCAAAACCCCGUUCCCAGUGCAGCAUUGAUUGAGCCCCACACCUCAAGCAACAUCUCCUCAGCAUCUCUCAGUCGUCAUAUUCCAAUAUACUGUUCAGUUAUGUCAUCGACUGCCGGAAAACGCAAGGAGAUCUACAAAUAUCUCGCACCAUGGCCGCUCUAUUCCAUGAACUGGAGUGUGCGACCGGACAAGCGGUUCCGCCUUGCCCUGGGCAGCUUCAUCGAGGAGUAUAACAAUAAAGUGCAAAUCAUCAGCUUGGACGAGGACACCAGCGAAUUUAGUGCUAAAAGCACCUUUGAUCAUCCAUAUCCGACGACAAAAAUAAUGUGGAUACCGGACUCGAAAGGCGUUUAUCCCGAUUUGCUAGCCACCAGCGGCGACUAUCUGCGCGUGUGGCGUGCCGGCGAGCCGGAUACAAGACUUGAGUGCGUUCUGAACAACAACAAGAACAGCGACUUUUGUGCUCCGCUCACGUCGUUCGACUGGAACGAGGUGGAUCCCAAUCUGGUGGGCACCUCCUCCAUAGACACAACAUGCACCAUCUGGGGCCUCGAAACGGGCCAACCGCACGCCCGCGUCUAUGUGGCGGGACAUGUGAAGACGCAGCUGAUAGCCCACGACAAGGAGGUCUAUGACAUCGCAUUCUCACGUGCUGGCGGUGGACGGGACAUGUUCGCCUCCGUGGGUGCCGAUGGAUCGGUGCGCAUGUUCGAUCUGAGGCAUCUGGAGCAUUCAACCAUUAUUUAUGAGGAUCCUGCCCACACGGCGCUACUGCGUCUGGCUUGGAACAAACAAGAUCCGAAUUACUUAGCCACAGUUGCCAUGGACUCGUGCGAAGUUAUUAUUUUAGAUGUUCGUGUUCCUUGUACUCCCGUUGCAAGACUGAGCAAUCACAGAGCGUGCGUCAACGGUAUUGCGUGGGCGCCGCAUAGUUCCUGUCACAUCUGCACUGCCGGUGAUGAUCACCAAGCACUGAUCUGGGAUAUACAACAAAUGCCACGCGCAAUCGAGGAUCCAAUUUUAGCCUAUACAGCUGCCGAGGGCGAAGUCAAUCAGAUUCAAUGGGGCGCCACACAGCCCGAUUGGAUAGCCAUUUGCUACAACAAAGCGUGCGAGAUCCUCCGAGUCUAAGAGUCAAUUUUAUCCCUGCCUGCCUCCUGCCUUUGGCUGUGGCUGUGGCUCUAAAGCACUUGGAUGUAAUUGCUAAACAACGCACAGUCAACCACAAGAACCACACAUCCGCAGAACACACCCUCACAUGUACACACACACACACACACACACACACACACACACACACACACACACACACACACACAUUUGCUGUUGGUAUUUCGGAUGAACCUGAAGUGAAGGCUAUGUAAGAGUGGAUUUAUGUUAAAUCGGUUCCUCCGCAUCUGUCACUUGUUUAAUUGAAAGCUUUUGUCUGUAGUUUGCCUUGUUCCAGAACGAGCGAGAGAGAGAGAGAGAGAGAGAUAUGAACAAGAGGGAUAGAAUGAGGCAAAGAGAGAGAGACAGAUCAAGAGGAUUCUAAAGAAGGAUAGAUAGAGAGCGUCGCGCUCUGAUUGGAGGAUGUAUGUAUUUUUAGAUAUCUUAGCUUAGUUGAUUAUACGAGUAUAUAAGUCGGGAAUCUAUAAGGUAUAACCAAAAGAUGUAUUUCUAACUGUAGUUUAUUUAACCGUUGACGAGACCCCCCUUUUAGCCAUAUGACAUUCGACUUUGCUAACUUAGCGGCGAAGGGAGAGAGAGAGAGAUAGCAUCAGAGACAAAUCGCAAAACUAGUAUUCGUAGCCGUCUCCUUACACGACAUCUCUCCCGACUAUCAGUCGAGGCACUGGGACAAAAUAAUGUCAAUAAUCUCUGCCCGCAGCGCUGCUCCCAGCUGACGCAUAUAUUUCGCCCGCAGCUAGUUAGCAAAGUUAAAUGUCAUAUUGGUAAAGGCCAUAUGCCCGCAACCCAGAACAAAUCAAAGGCGCCUUCAAUAAUUUCAUAAUUUGGAAAGAAAAGUAUAAAGAAGAGAGUGAAAGAAACGAACCUACAGUUAUUUAAAUGAAAGAAAAAUGAAACAAUGUCCUACCUCGUUUUCCCACACAGAAUGUGGUUACCGUUAAUGUGUCUGGCCACAGCAACACACCCACAGACCCACACACAGACACACACAUAAAAACACAUUAAACAAAAAAGAGAGAAAAAAAGCUUUUUCGAAAUAUGUUUACUUUGUUCGUUUUUUUUUGUACGAAUUCUACGAGAACCAAACACCCGAAAAACAAAGAGAAAGAAAAACAGCAGUAAAAGAAAAACCAUGGACUUAAGCAAAUGCAAAACAAAAUAAAAGGAAGAGAAGAGAAAACAAAUAAGUUAAAUAGGCGAAAAGAUACUUACAUAUAUUACCGAAUAAAACUGAAAUCAGAAAACCAAAUGCACACGACACACAGCUAGAACACAAUACUAUCUAAAAUACAAACUAAAGCAAACGCAAAUACAAAACAAUUAAAACGAGAAAAAAAAACCGAAAUAUAUGAGCGAGAGAGAAUACAAGAUUGUUGCUAUAUCCAUUUACCAAGCGAAAGAAAAAGAAGAAAAAAACACAAACGAAACACAAAGAUAAAGAGAAACCAAACUACAAGCGAAAUAUGAUAAUUUCAAGAGUAAAGCGUUAAGACAGACUUUUCAAACAGCCCUCGCCAUCGUCCUAUCACACCAACACACAAACACACUCACAUCGCACACCACACACCACACACUACUGCCCCGCAACGAGAGCUGCAAAAGUAAAUGUAAUAAGCUCUCGCAGCGUGAAUAAGCAGGGAAAGGAGGCAAGAAUCCUCCGUGACAGGACAGGACGACACAUUUUAGAGCGUCGCCUCCUAAUACUGCUGGGCAACUGUAAGAAUCUCUCGCUGCCUCAGCGAGUCUGCAGGCAGUCUGCAGGCGGUCUGCAUGAAAGCGAACAGCAGUGAGAGAGAGAGAGACUGAAUGCCGUUGCGUAGCUUUUGGGGCCUCCAUUUUGCACUCGAACCCCAACCGACUCCCACAGAUAAUCCUCCACGUCUCUGUGUACUUCUCCAAACAAGAAUCGAAUGACUUUUUUAUGCAACUUGUAAUUUAUAGCAAUUUCACAACUUAUAUAUACAUAGAUAUAUACAUAUAUAUAUAUAGAUAUAUAUAUAUAUAUAUAAUUAUACAUAUAUAUUGCGGAAGGCGUGUUAGAUAUACCGAUGCCGUGUAAUCCGAUGAUCAUGUAUUGUAAAUACAAUAUGGAACCACUCUUUUUAACAAAAACUCCAACCAACAAUCAGAGCCAGUAAAAAAAUAAGAACACAAUUUUGAACAAGACUUAGCGCAUGAUUUUUUAUAGACAUGUAAGAUACCUGCCUACACCCUGAAUCAA